UAUAUUAUAUUGUACGUGUCGUUGAGGAUGGCUCAUGUUCCGUUCCAACAAGAAUAUUUGCAAAUACCAACGAUAACAAGAGCUUAUACAACAGCAUGCGUAUUGACUACCAUUGCAGUCCAACUUGAAGUGAUAUCUCCGUUUCAAAUUUAUUUUAACCCGGACUUGAUAUUCAAACAUUACCAAAUAUGGAGACUUGUUACCAACUUUCUCUUCUUUGGAACUUUUGGAUUCAAUUUCCUUUUCAACAUGAUAUUUCUAUACCGAUAUUGUCGGAUGUUGGAGGAAGGUUCGUUUAGAGGAAGAACGGCAGAUUUUGUUUUUAUGUUCAUUCUCGGGGGAAUUAUCAUGAGCAUAUUUGGUUUAUUUGUAAACUUAGUUUUUCUCGGCCAAGCUUUCACCAUAUUACUUGUAUACGUAUGGAGUCGAAGGAAUCCUUAUGUGAGGAUGAGUUUCUUCGGGAUUAUAACUUUCCAGGCACCGUACUUACCGUGGGUUCUUAUCGGGUUUUCUCUGAUGUUGAAUAAUCCGAUCAUCGUUGACGGGCUCGGAAUCGCGUGCGGACAUAUUUAUUAUUUCCUUGAAGAUGUUUUCCCGAAACAGCGGGGGGGGUUCAGGUUGUUGCACACACCUCGUGUAUUAAAAUAUUUAUUCGAUGCUCCGACCAACGUCGACGAUUACGCACCACUACCGGAAGCAGAGAGGCCUGGAGGGUUCGCGUGGGGUCAAGGGGGCAUGGCAGGGGGUCAAGAGGGCGUGGCCGGGGGUCAAGAGGGUGUGGCUGGGGGUCAAGAGGGUGUGGCACAUGGGGACAUCCAGGAAGAAGAUUAGUCAAAUUUUUAUUGUUACAAAAACUCAUAGAUGCAAAAUAUAUAUAAACACAGGGGAGGCAGGGAUAGUUAGACACAUAAUAAUGUUUACUGAUUAAUGCAGUGACCACCCUGCCACCCCAGGUUUGGCGUCUAUUUAUCACAAUUGCCUUUAAGAACGCGUUAUAUUUCGUUGUGCAAUGAAUACAAGGUCAAGAUAUUA
Molecule: messenger RNA, 1032 nt
Organism: Ciona intestinalis (vase tunicate)
Lineage: Eukaryota; Metazoa; Chordata; Ascidiacea; Phlebobranchia; Cionidae
Source: RefSeq, a predicted model, not a curated record